Molecule: messenger RNA, 1674 nt
Organism: Mesorhabditis belari
Lineage: Eukaryota; Metazoa; Nematoda; Chromadorea; Rhabditida; Rhabditidae
Source: the annotation of a GenBank genome assembly
AUGAUCGACUUCUCAUUCAGAGAGGAGCUCAAUCAGAGAAGGGAACAUGUCGAGGAUUUGUUCAAUUUCGAGGGAUCAAAGGUGGGUCGAGGUACCUAUGGACAUGUGUAUAAAGCAACACCCAAAUCCCCAGCUUCUAUGAAAAUGUACCCAAAUAAAGAAUAUGCUCUGAAGUUGAUCGAAGGGAAUCAACAAUUCACAAUGAGCGCUUGCAGAGAGAUCGCUUUGUUAAGAGAACUCAAACACCCAAAUCUCAUCCGAUUGCAACGGGUUUUUUUAACAAAAGAGCGCAAAGUUUGGCUCCUCUUGGACUAUGCCGAACACGAUUUAUGGCACAUUAUAAAACAUCAUAGAGGCAUGAGAACCAAAAAAUCCCUGUUAAUAGAUCUUAAACCGGCGAAUAUUCUUGUGAUGGGCGAAGGACCGGGUGUACAAAGGGGAAGGGUCAAAAUCGCCGAUAUGGGUUUCGCGAGAGUUUUCCACAACCCAUUGAAACCGCUAGCCGAGCUAGACCCGGUUGUCGUGACAUUUUGGUAUCGAGCUCCCGAGCUACUACUUGGCGCUAAGCAUUACACAAAAGCUAUUGAUGUCUGGGCGAUUGGAUGCAUCUUUGCCGAGUUGCUCACCGCUGAACCAGUUUUCUAUUGUAAAGAGGAAGACAUUAAAGCACAAAGCCCGUAUCAUCAAGAACAACUGAGAAGAAUAUUCAACGUGAUGGGCUUCCCUACUGAAAGCGAUUGGCCGGAUUUGAAGAAAAUGCCCGAAUGGAAACGACUUGAUCAGGAUUUUCAGAAUAAAAAAAUGUUUGCCAAUUGUGCCCUCCAUGUAUAUUUUCAAGAAAAGCACAUUCAAUCUGAUGGCCGAGAUUUCAAGUUGUUAACGAAAUUGUUGCGAAUGGACCCGGAGAGGAGAAUCACUUGUAAAGAAGCGAUGGAUGAUCCGUAUUUCAAGGAAGAUCCGAAACCGACUGAAGACGUUUUCAAAGGCAUGGAGAUUCCCUAUCCAAAGCGAGAGGCGAUGGAAUGUGAUGAGGACAAGAAAACGAAUCAAACGCAGCCACAAGUGAUCUCAGACAAUGUCAGCAAUCUCGAGGGAUCCGAAGCGCCCAAUCCCAAGAAAAUGCGGAUGGCCAAUCAGGGACCACAAAACAAUCAACCGAUGCCCAGUGGAAGCGACAAUUCAAAUAUGAACUCUUAUCCUCAACAAAAUAUUCAACAAUCUAUGCAAACUCAGAUGCAACCAAUGAUGCAACAAAUGCAAAACCCUGGCAUGAUGCAAAACCCAGUAAAGUCCCAAAAUCUGAUGAUGAAUCAGCCGAAAAUGGAGCCAGGCGUUGGGCCGAUGGGUGGAAUGCAAGGAGGACAACAAGGACCAAUGGGACAAAUGACCAGACAGAUGUAUGGAAAUCAACCACCGCCCCAGCAACAGUAUCAACAACCCGUCGCCCCGCAAGGAUAUCAACAACAAAUUAAUUCGAUGAUGAACCAACCCGGGAACCCACAAAUGAUGAGAAAUGAUAUGGGCUACAGUGGACAACCACUCAUGAUGUCACAAGGUCAAAUGAUGAUGGGACAACAGGGACAAUCGAUGAUGGGCCAAAGCCAAUACAUGAUACCAUCACAAGGACAACAAAGUGCACAACAACCACCACCCGGUCAAUGGCCAUCCGGAUAU